Molecule: messenger RNA, 3339 nt
Organism: Pneumocystis carinii B80
Lineage: Eukaryota; Fungi; Ascomycota; Pneumocystomycetes; Pneumocystales; Pneumocystaceae
Exons: 18
Coding region: 1-3339 (1112 amino acids)
Biological process (GO): transcription-coupled nucleotide-excision repair
Cellular component (GO): nucleus
Molecular function (GO): ATP binding; ATP-dependent chromatin remodeler activity
Source: RefSeq, a predicted model, not a curated record
AUGAAUGAAUAUAAAAAAAGUAAAAAUAACAGAAUUAAUGUUUUUUUAAAAAAAAAGGUGUCAAAUGGGUCUGAAAAUGCUAUAAAUAUUAAGAAUGAGGCAGAAAAUGAGGUUUUUUUUGAAGAAAAAGAGUAUAAAUAUAAAGAAAAUCAAGAAAAAGAAGUAUUUAGUGAAAAUAAGGAGUCUUUAGAGCCUAAAAAUGAUGAAGAAAGUUGUAUUGGAGGAUUAUAUGGUGUUUUGGGUGUUAUGGAUCAAGAAGAUCUUGAAAGAGAUGUUUCUUUAAAGGUUAAUCAUGGAUUUAUUGAGAAUGAUAUUAAAAAUGAGUGUAAAAGAUUAGAACGAUGUAAUAAGGAAAGGGAAAAGUUAUUAAAAAAAAUGCAAAAGAUAGAGGAAAAAAUCACUAAAAAUGGGACAUAUGAAUCAAAGGUUUUAGAAAAAGAAAAAGUUUAUCAAUUUAAUAAUCAAUUAUUUUAUGUUGAGAAAAAUAUUAGGGAGAUAUCUAAGAGGAUAGAAGAACUUAUAUGUGAAAAGAAAAAAUAUGAGCAAGGAUUAGGAGAUGAAAAGUCAAGUAAAGAAACAGAUAGGGAAUAUUUGAUUCGAACAGGGAAAAUUACACCAUUUUCUAAUAUAUCUGGUUUGGAACGUCAAAUUGAUGAAGAUUCAGAAGAUUCAAAUGAUAUUUCAGAACGAAUACUUAUUAGAAAAGCAUUAUCUGAAUCCGAGGUUUUAGAUAGUGAUAAUGUUUCUCUUGAGAUAGAGCGAAAGAAACCUCGUUUGGAAAAUAGUAAUAAUCAAAUAAAAAACAUUGAAGAUAUUUCUGAAACAUUUGAUACUUCAAUAGACGAAGAAAGUUCAUUUAUUGGUAGGAUAAUUGAUGGAAAUGAUAUAAAUUUAAUUAAUUUAUGUAUAGAAAAUAUUCAAGAUAAGCGCCUUAGUGAAUGGGUUUGUCGUAGAAAGAGUGAUAGAACAAAGUAUAAUAUAGUAAAGCAAGAAUCUGAAGUAUAUGAUCAAUUAGAAGAAUGGUUUCAACCACAUCCAACUAUUAAAGAUUAUAAGUUUGAAGGUUAUUAUUCUUUGCCUGGGGAUAUUCAUCCAAGUUUGUUUAAUUAUCAAAAAACAUGUAUACAAUGGUUAUGGGAGCUAUAUUGUCAGGAAACUGGGGGAAUCAUUGCAGAUGAAAUGGGUCUUGGAAAAACUAUUCAAAUAGUUGGGUUUCUUGCAGGAUUACAUUAUUCUCAAAAACUUUCAAAUCCUAUUUUAAUUGUUUGUCCUGCAACAAUAAUGAGACAAUGGGUUAAUGAAUUUCAUCAAUGGUGGCCUCCUUUUAGGGUGAUUAUUCUGCAUGCAACAGGGAGUGGUUUGGCAAAUGUAAAACAUGAAUUAAAUAAAAAUUAUAAAUCUUCAGAAAGUAUAAAUUCAAAUCUUCUUCUUAAAAAAAAUAUUUUUCAAAUAAUGAUUUUAGGUCAUGUUCUUAUUAUAACAUAUUCUGGAUUACGUAUAUAUAAAGAAUAUCUUUUACCCAAUAAAUGGGCAUAUUGUGUUCUUGAUGAAGGACAUAAAAUUAGGAAUCCUAAUUCCACUAUAUCUAUUAUUUGUAAACAAAUUAAAACACCUCAUAGAAUAAUUUUAUCAGGCACUCCUAUACAAAACAAUCUGGAUGAAUUAUGGAGUUUAUUUGACUUUAUAUUUCCUGGUCGUUUAGGAACAUUACCUAUAUUUCAAAAUCAUUUUGCAAUACCUAUAAAUAUUGGUGGAUAUGCAAAUGCUAGUAAUAUUCAAGUUCAAACAGCCUAUAAAUGUGCAUGUGUACUUCGUGAUCUUGUGAGUCCAUACUUAUUAAGAAGAAUGAAGGUUGAUGUAGCUUCUGAUCUACCUAAUAAGAGUGAACAGGUUUUAUUCUGUAAAUUAACAAAAUUUCAAAAAGAAGCAUAUCAAUCUUUUUUAAAUUCUAAAGAGAUGGAUUCAAUUUUAAAUGGUAAAAAAAACGUCUUGUAUGGAAUAGAUAUUCUUCGAAAAAUUUGUAAUCAUCCAGAUUUAGUUGAUAGAAUUUCUCUUUUAAAGAUUAAUAAUAUAGAAUAUGGAGAUCCUAAAAAGUCUGGAAAAAUGCAAGUUAUAGGAGAGAUCCUUAAACUUUGGAAAAGUCAAGGUCAUAGAACCUUACUUUUUACGCAAACUAGACAAAUGCUUGAUAUUUUAGAAAAGUUUAUUGAAAAAAUGGAUCAAUUCAAUUAUCGUAGAAUGGAUGGUGGAACAUCUAUAAGUUCUAGACAAUAUCUUGUUGAUAACUUUAAUAAUUCUGAUGAUAUUCAUGUUUUUCUUCUUACUACUAGAGUUGGAGGAUUGGGUAUUAAUUUAAUUGGAGCUAACAGGGUUAUAAUAUUUGAUCCUGAUUGGAAUCCAUCAACUGAUGUACAAGCACGAGAAAGAGCAUGGCGUGUCGGUCAGAAAAAAGAGGUAAUAAUAUAUCGUUUAAUGACGUCUGGUACAAUAGAAGAAAAAAUAUAUCAUCGUCAAAUAUUUAAGCAGUUUCUUACAAAUAAAAUUCUUAAAGAUCCUAAACAAAAGAGGUUUUUUAAGAUAAGCGAUUUAUAUGAUUUAUUUUCUCUAAAAUCAGAUGAUAUUGGUGGUAGUGAAACAGGCGAAAUGUUUAUUGGUACUGAAAAGAUAUAUCAUGAAACUAAACCAUCUUUAAGCGAUACCAUACAUAAAGAUGAAGAGGAUAAAGAGAAAUUAAAAUCCAUUCCUGGUGUUACUGGAUUAGAAAAUUUUACAACUGGGGAUAUCAUAUCUAAAAAGAAAGAUGAUGAAUUUGAAAUUUUGGAGGAUAUAUUUUCAAAAUCAGGUGUUUGUAGUGCGCUACAGCAUGAUGUAAUUAUGAAUUCAGUUCAGCAAGAAGCUUUAUUGGUUGAAAAAGAAGCAACUAAAAUAUCAGAAGAAGCUAUAAGAAUUUUGAAAGCAUCUAGAAAAAAUAUCCAAAAAUGCGAAAAUGGAAGAUUAGCAUCGACUGGAAGAUUUAAAGAAUCUUCUCAGAUUAAUUUUAGAAGAAGCUCGAAUGUUCCUAUAUCUUCUUUAAUAUUAAAUUUGAAAAAUAGAAAUUAUCUUGAAAAUAAUAAUAUAAAAAACUUAUUUGGAAUUUUGAAUGAUAAAUCAGUAGAACUGAUAAAAAGCAUUUAUGAUUUUAUUAUUAUAAAAGGUGGGAAAGUAUCAUCCACAGAUAUUAUUGAGAGGUUUGGUACAUCUGUUAAUGGAACUCAACAAGUUGUAGAGUUUAAGAAAUUAUUGAAGAAAAUAGCUAAAUUGGAAAAUAAAUUUUGGGUUUUAAGGAAAAAAAUUGCAUAA